UUUUUACGAAAUGACUUGUUUCACUUGAGUAAUUUUUUGGAUGGUUAUAUCUUUUUACUUUUACUUUUAUUUGAGUGAAACAUGUUGAAGUAGAGCCACUCUUCCUUGAGUAAAUUCUUGGGUACUCUACCCACCUCUGUAAAAUGCAUCAAUAUUUGAAGAAAGGUUGCCACACGCCAUCUUUGGCAACAAACUAUGUUCUUUUGCUUUGAUGCAAAGAAGAAAAAGAAAUCCUGAUACCAAACUGUUGGUUGGUCAAACCGAUACUGACAUCUUGUGGAGACACACAGCUACACAGUGUGCACAAUUAUUAGUCAAGUCUUAUUUUUGAGGAUUAUAUUUAUGCUGCCUAAUUAUCCGCCGCACACUCCAGCCCAGUUGGUGGCGGUAGUGCGUCCAUAAACUGGUCUGACACGCGCCAGAAGAUGGAAGAAGAUAAUGAGCGAGAAUAACAACAACUAUGGCGGCUGAAUGACACGGCUCGGUGCCCGAGGUGUCUACUCGAACAUUUCCAUUUCCCGUGCGGACAGAAAGGUUGUUUUGGAUCCAUUUAUCUGAAACCGCCGACAGGGUUGCUACUUCCGCUGAAGAAUACAAUGAAGACACGCAGCCCAGCUGAGUUUCCAGGCCGACCCAGUCCCGAAGCAAUGCGACCUCCCUUAACGCAGUGCCUGAAAAUAAAGUGAACUUCUCACUGACCACCAGUUCUACAACCAGACAAGAAUCUCCCAAAACAGACCAGGACUUCAGCAAAAUAUGGAGAACCACUGCGAAGCACAACCUGCAUGGGUAAAAGGAGAAAAGGAAAUAUUAGAAUCUCUGCGAAUGAAAGAAAAUUGUGAAGAACCAGAGCCUCUUUUCAUUAAAGAGGAGCUAAAGAAACCAGGAUCACAAAUAAAAGAUGAACAAGAAGAAAUGGAGCUUAAGCAGGUAAAAGAGGAACCAGAACCUUUGCAGAUAAAGACCAAACAAGAAGAAAUAGAACUUGAGCAAAUGAAAGAGGAGAGAGCAGAGGCCGAACCUCCACAGAUAAAAGAUGAACAAGAGGAACUCAGUAUAGCGCUAAAGAAAGAGCGGCUAGAACUAAAACAGCUGACUGAUACCUGUACAGUAAAUGCCACCUAUGGGGAAAAGGACCUCUGGGAACCAGAUUCAAACAGGGAACUUCUUCUCAAGAUAUCUUUAGAACCUGAGAACAAAAUUUAUGAGAUGGGCAAUGAUGAAGACUCAAGAUCGCGUAGCGAUGAAGAACUGAAUCAAAAUGAGAGAUGUCAGAAAAGUAUAGAUCAAGAUGACAAUGUAGGCAAUCCAAACACAAAACGAUUGCCAAAAACACACAUGAAUGAUAAUUUGUCUUCUUGUAAAGUAUGUGGUAAGUUAUUUGCACGGUCGUAUUUGACAGAGCACCUGAGAAUUCACACAGGUGAGAGGCUUUUCUCAUGUGCUACCUGUGGAAAACGUUUCAUUACUGGAAGUAAGUUAAAAAUUCACUUCAGAACUCACACGGGUGAGAGGCCUUUCUCAUGUUUGACUUGCGGAAAAAGUUUUAGUGAUGGAGGAAAUUUAUCAAAGCACAUGAAAACUCAUUCAGGUGAGAGGCCAUUCUCAUGUUUGACUUGUGGAAAAGGCUUCGCUAAUAAGGGAAAUUUAUUUCAGCAUGCAAGAACUCACAUGGGCGAGAAACCUUUCUCAUGUUUGACCUGUGGAAAAGGUUUUGCCCAGCAAAUUCAUCUGAACGACCACAUGAGAGUUCAUACAGGUGAGAAGCCUUUCUCAUGUACAAACUGUGGAAAAAGUUUCAGUGAAAGAGGAAAUUUAUUUCAGCACAUGAGAACACAUUCAAGUGAGAAGCCUUUCUCAUGUUUGACUUGUGGAAAAAGUUUUACCCAGCAAAUACACUUAAGUGAUCACAUAAAAAUUCACACUGGUGAGAAGCCGUUCUCAUGUUUGAGCUGUGGAAAAAGUUUCCGUCGUAGCAGUCACUUGACUGUUCAUAUGAGAACUCAUCCAGGUGAGAAUCUAUAAGUCAUAAGAUUUAUUUUUAACAGCUGAAGUACCGGAUGUGAAGUUCUUCAUAUGAAAUCUGCCUUCUUUGGAUUUAAGCUUUAGCCAAUAGUUUGCUGGUUUUCUCCACCGACAAUCUUGCUUUCUAAUAAGGACAGGAUGUUAAACUUAAGAUCUCGUCAACUCAAACAAACAAACAUGACCUCCAGGGUUUGUGUUUAAAACAAAAAAAAA
Molecule: messenger RNA, 2238 nt
Organism: Poecilia reticulata (guppy)
Lineage: Eukaryota; Metazoa; Chordata; Actinopteri; Cyprinodontiformes; Poeciliidae
Biological process (GO): regulation of transcription by RNA polymerase II
Cellular component (GO): nucleus
Molecular function (GO): DNA-binding transcription factor activity, RNA polymerase II-specific
Source: RefSeq, a predicted model, not a curated record